Blepharisma stoltei is the source of this 1347-nucleotide messenger RNA. The record is from the annotation of a GenBank genome assembly. Lineage: Eukaryota; Ciliophora; Heterotrichea; Heterotrichida; Blepharismidae.
AUGGGAAACAAAGUAUGAGAGCCUCAAGUGCAAACAAACCAAAAAAAGAAGCACCCAAAGCUGAUUUUCUGCCAAGGCUUCAACAAGCAUAAUGAAUGUGGGGGUGAAGACGGAUAUGUCACCCGAGAAAGAGUCGCUACCUCAGUUUCAGCAGGCUUUAACCACAAUCUCGCUAUUUUAGCCAGUGGACAAUUAGUCUCAUGGGGCUCAAAUGAAUUCGGACAGCUUGGCAGCCAAGGAAACACAUGGCUUGAAUCUUGAAUUUAUGAGCCUCCAAAGGUCCAGACUAUUUAUUUCCCUCGGCAAUUUGGAAAAAUUUCCAUUUCACAAAUUUCUGCUGGUGCUUGGCACUCUGCAUGUAUUUCCAAUACUGGAAUUUUAUUUACAUGGGGACUCGGAACUAGUGGCCAAUUAGGCUAUCCAGCUAACCCUGACGAUUUUGUUAGAGCUCCUGGGACUUCUCACAAGUUUUGCCCUAAUCCUAAAUCUGUGGACUAUUUUACCAAUCAUCCAAUUUAUUAUGUUUCCUGUGGUAGCACUUUUACAGUGGUUUUAAGCCGAGGACGAGAAGUUUUUAUAUUUGGAGACGGAAGCCAUGGGGUGUUCGGAAAUGGCAAAAAAGGCAAAAAAUGGGAGCCGCAGCUCAUUGAGGCGUUAAUUGGAAAAGAAAUCCGAAAAAUCGCAUGUGGGUGGAACCACGUGCUGGCGCUUUCGAUGACUGGAAAAGUUUACUAUUGGGGAAACCAAUAUGCUGAUAUGAGGGAAAAUUUCCCAGAUACUGAAAUUCCAGAGUUGGUCCCAGGCUUGGAAGAUAAUUUUAUUACUGAUAUAGCAUGUGGUGAUUACCAUUCUGCUGCCUUGUCAAGAAGAAACCCCAAUGCACUCUUCACGUGGGGAGGGAAUGGGUAUGGCCAAUUAGGCUAUGUUAUAGAAGAUGAGGACCCUUAUAUCAAUUUUAUCCCAAAAAGGGUCGAAAUUUACCACGAAAUUUCCUCAAUAAGCUGUGGAGGGUUAUUUAUGGUCGCAAAAUUGAGGGAUGGGACAGUUUUAGGCUGGGGAAGCAAUAAGCAUCGCCAAUUCGGGAAAAAUGGGCAAGAAUUUUAUCAGCCGCUUGUGCUCUUUGAUGGGUCGGUAAAUAAGAUAUCAAGAGUUAUGGCUGGGCACUCACAUAUAGCAGUCUUAUGCAAAAAAGAAAUUAUAUUUGGGGAAUUUUUAGCUCCAGGAAAAGAAGCGUUUUCACCUGCAGAAACUGAAGCGUCUAUUCCAACUGGUAGAGAAGAGCAUAAAGAAAGCCAAUUCUUAAUGUAUAAAGAAUAUGAAGCGAUAAGGUACCACAAAGAGACUUAA